AUGUUCGCUCCUCAUAAGAGCCAGGAGAUUAGUCACAUCUACGAACGAAACAAUGAAGCGACACUCUAUAUAGCCAACUUAGACGCCCAAGUGGACGAAGAAAUUCUGUGCGAGCUUUUUAUGCAAUGCGGUAACGUCAAGAAUGUGCACAUUCCGCGGGACAAGAUCAAUGGGUUACACGCAGGCUAUGGCUUCGUCGAGUACGAAUACGAGUACGAGUGUGAGUACGCAGGAAAGGUGUUGAACAUGACGAAGCUGUUCGGAAAGCCCCUCCGGUGCAACAAGGCUUCGCAAGACAAAAGGUCCUUUGACGUGGGAGCCAACCUAUUCAUUGGAAACCUAGACGAAGAGGUGGACGAGAAAAUGCUGUUUGAUAUUUUCUCCUCAUUUGGGCAAGUGGUAAAUGUUAGAAUCAUUAAAAACGAAGAUGAUACGUCCAAGGGACACGGCUUCAUCUCCUUUGACAACUUCGAGUCCAGUGACAUGGCCAUUGAAAAUAUGAACAACCAAUUCAUAUGUAAUAAAAAGGUGCAUAUAUCGUAUGCUUUUAAAAAAGACUCCAAGGGGGAGAGACAUGGAACGGCGGCUGAAAGAUUCAUUGCGGCUAAUAAGGCUCUAAGUUUGUACUCAGGAAAUGAAAACUCUAAUCAUGUAAUGCCCUUUAAUUCAUCUAAUGCAGAUAAUAUAACAAAUACCAAGCGUGGAAAAAAUAAUGCCUCGCUAAAUGGGGACAACAAUCCAUUUGUACGACCACCCUUAACUUCCUCAAAUGCUAUCAACCCCCCCUCAAGCGAUUCCCUACCGCCGAUUAUGAAUUCGUAUUUUCCGGGCAACGUACCUCCCCCUAUGGCGUCUAGUUUUACACACCAACCCAUGAACAUGCAUAGCGGCAUGCGCCCCAAUGGCCCCUUCAUGAUGCCCCAGAAGAUGGGCAACCGGAUGAUGGGAAAUAUGCCCCCAAACGUGCCCAUGAAUAUGCCUCCAAAUAUGCCUCCAAAUAUGCCUCCAAAUAUGCCCCCAAAUAUGCCCCCAAAUAUGCCUCCAAAUAUGCCCCCACAUAUGCCCCCACAUAUGCCUCUCAAUAUGCCGCCCAACAUACCCAUGAAUAUGCCUCUGAAUAUGCCACCCAAUAUGAACGCCCCUCCCAACAUGCCGAUGAACAUGCCGCUGGGCAUGCCCCCCAGUUUUCCACCCAACUUUCCCCCAAAUUUCCCUCCAUCCUUUUCUCCAAAUUUCCCACACAACAUGCCAACCAACUUCCCACCCAAUUUUCCCCCCAAUUUUCCGCCCAUCCCCCCGGCCGGCAUACAACUGAGCGGAUCCUUGAACGCAUCGUCAACUGCGGAACCGAGUCAGAGUGGCCCAAGUGACCAAAAUGAAGUCGCGGGCAGUUAG
Molecule: messenger RNA, 1395 nt
Organism: Plasmodium fragile
Lineage: Eukaryota; Apicomplexa; Aconoidasida; Haemosporida; Plasmodiidae
Exons: 3
Coding region: 1-1395 (464 amino acids)
Biological process (GO): positive regulation of mRNA splicing, via spliceosome
Cellular component (GO): U12-type spliceosomal complex; nucleolus
Molecular function (GO): RNA binding
Source: RefSeq, a predicted model, not a curated record